Molecule: messenger RNA, 507 nt
Organism: Diachasmimorpha longicaudata
Lineage: Eukaryota; Metazoa; Arthropoda; Insecta; Hymenoptera; Braconidae
Gene: Sem1
Product: Suppressor of exocyst mutations 1
Exons: 3
Coding region: 116-343 (75 amino acids)
Biological process (GO): double-strand break repair via homologous recombination; mRNA export from nucleus; proteasome assembly
Cellular component (GO): proteasome complex; proteasome regulatory particle, lid subcomplex
Source: RefSeq, a predicted model, not a curated record
CAAAAUUCUCAGUGUUUCUCACUCGUGCCGUGACAGUCGUCAUUACAGUGGUGUACCCUAACCUCACAUUUCCAAAAUCAUUUAUAUUUUGAGGUAGAUUGUUUCUUUUGGGAGUAUGACUGACACCAAAGGCGAUAAGACCAAGGUGGAUUUGGGACUCCUGGAGGAGGAUGACGAAUUCGAAGAAUUUCCUGCUGAAGAUUGGACCGCAAAGGAUGAGGAUAAUGAGGAUAUCAGUGUCUGGGAGGAUAACUGGGAUGAUGAUGACGUGGAAGAUGACUUUAACCAACAACUUAGGACGCAACUUGAAAAACAGAAAGGCGACCAAAACUCUAAGGAAUGAGUGUUCUCGAGUGAAAAUUUGUACUUUAUAAAUAUCGCUUAAUUAACAAUUAAGAAUAUUAGUUUAAAUACAAUCCAAUUUUUCACCUCUUUCUGAAUCCGCUGUAUAUUUCAAUGAUCCAUAUUAGAAUACAUGUCAAAAAAAUAAAGUCUGAAAUGAAGUAA